Metarhizium album ARSEF 1941 is the source of this 408-nucleotide messenger RNA. RefSeq names its product phosphoethanolamine transferase PIGF. The transcript has a single exon. NCBI's taxonomy places the organism in Eukaryota, Fungi, Ascomycota, Sordariomycetes, Hypocreales, Clavicipitaceae. Gene Ontology annotation, biological process: GPI anchor biosynthetic process. The record is from RefSeq and is a predicted model, not a curated record. Gene Ontology annotation, cellular component: endoplasmic reticulum membrane. Bases 1 to 408 code for a protein of 135 amino acids.
AUGUCUUCUACACUGGUCAGAGAAGGCUCUUCCCAACAAGUCGAUAGCAAACCAAACGCCUCCAUCGCCCCCGUCGCCGUCAUCGAUACGCCUUUAUCCAAGAGCGCCGCGCUCCUUCGACCAAGUCUUAUCCUGGGACUCCUCGCCCUGCGUUUCAACGCGCUCGUCGCCGACCCCGUGUCCACUCUUCAGCUUGCGCUUCCCGCUACCGCCUUGAUCCAGGUUCUAUAUGCGAUCAUCUGUCUGCCCGUUGCUGGCUCUCAAUCCGCCAAGGCAUCUAGGAAGCCUCGUCCAGGAGAGAAGAGGAAGGUUGAUCCAAACGGACCAAACACUAUCUCGGUAUGGCUGUCGCUCUUUUCCCCCUCCCCCGAUAUGCGUGAGCAGCUUAGAGGAUGGUCAUUUCACUAA